AUGGAAUACGUAAAGCUGGAAGCGGAACCGGAAGAAAGAACUUCAAUCUGUGGUAGACUAACGUUUGGCUUUUUAUCGAGUAUUAUCGAAACAGGAAACAAACGACCUCUAGAGGAGAACGACAUUCCUUCCCUAGAUGUUGAAAGCACCAAGUAUUUGACUGAAAAACUGGAAUUAGAAUGGAAAAACGAAGUUGAAAUCGGGAGAGUCCGAAGUUCUAAACCUCGUUUGAGAAACGCAGUCCUAAGGGCCGUCGACAAAUACUUACUGUCUCUGAUUGUACUACUAGCAAUUUUAGAGACAUUAUUUACAAUGAUUCAGCCUGUCCUACUAAGCUUUCUCCUGGCUGAGAUGUCCUAUAAUUCCCCCGUUGAUGUGGGGAUGCUGCUUGUUUAUUCAACACCGCUCUGUGUAAGUUGUUUUAUUCAAGCGUUGGUUUCCCAUCAAGGUAGUUAUGCCAUGUUUCUGAUGGCAGUUCACGUUAAAGCCUCCUUCAUUGGCAUAGUUUACAAGAAGGUAGGUGGAUGAUGAGUUUUUGCCGCUUAAAUGUCAAAAUAAGUUAAGCUUAACCAGCAAAGAAACUGUGAAUAGAUGUCGCAUCUGUCUUCUGAUAAGCGAAUAUGUAUUAGGCUAAAACCUAAAAAAUUUUACCCAUUUUACAAUUAACAGCUAUUUUCUUUCCAUUACCAUUACAAGACAGAUUUUUACUGAUAACUCUUUUGCAAACUUUUAUUUCUCACGCCCAUGGGAAACACUCCUUACUGAAGGUGGAUAGUAUGUGUGAUACGCUAAGAAUUUUUCAGUAUGCAUAGGCUUCUUGUAUAAGCCGAUGGUUAGACAUCAGCCAAAUUCUCUUGAGACUGCAGUGUCGAAGGAGGCGAAAACGUGGUGUUUCCAGAUUUCAGACUUGUGGGAUCAUGCGGAUAAAGUUAUUACUUGCUCUGAGAACUCUCCAUGUUUAGGUUCGCAAUAACAGAGGAAACCGGACCGUAGUCGAGACAUCGCGAUCCACAUCGAAAACGAUUACACUAUGAGACAAACGAUUAAAAUGUCUUUUACAAAUGUCAAGAUUAUCAUCAAUUUUAUCUUGUUGCAACUGAACAACUUUUAUCCACAUUUCUUUUUUGCGGGUUUGAUAAUACACAAAAUUCAAAGUUGAACUUCACCUUAUCAUUAAUUAUCUUGUGCCUUUUCCUUUUCUUGCAGAUUCUGAACACGCGCCAUCAUAUUCUUGCCGAAAGAACUUCAGGGUAUUUGAUAAACUUGAUCUCUAAGGACAUGGUCCCGAUCCAUCAAGUUUUCUCUAACUUUAGAUCGCUUUCUGCUCCUCUGGAGAUACUUCUCGUUUUCUCUCUUUUGUGGAACUUAGUAGGCUGGCAAACAUUUGGAGGUGUGGUCUUUUCAAUAGCUCUCAUCUUCUUUCAAACGACUCUGGGAAACGUUUUCAAAAGUCUUCAGGACAAGGUCGCCAGGAUAACGGACAAGAGACUGCGUCUGAUACAUGACGUCAUUUCCGGUAUACGUGUACUAAAAAUUAAUGCUUGGGAAUGGUGCUUUCAUGAUUUGGUUUCCGAAGUUAGGAGGUAUGAGUUUCCUUGCGAAAAAAAGUUCAUGCUCUAUAUAUGCUGAUAACAUCCUGUUUGAAAAAAAAGAAAAUUGUAAUCACUCGUCAUCAGAGCUGGGAAAACAGCUUAAGAUAUAAACACCAUAUAAAUUCAUUUUACAUCUUUAUAUUCUCAGGUUUGCUAACCGUGACAUGAAAUUUCUGUGGUAUUAGUUUUUGCUGCUUUUAAGUACAGUCCUCCAUUCGCAAAACUGAAAUCCCGAAAAUUAAAGAAAAAAUCAGUCAUCAAAACAUCGUAGUCCAAUAUAUGCAAUAUACUUGCAACUUAAGCGUCAGUUCGUGUUUUUUUCUUUAAGACUCACCCAAUGUAUCUAUUAACAAUUCUAACAAAUUAACUCGGCAAGGUGGAUAACUUUAAAUACUGCGCCACUAACUUGAUUAAAACAUUGUCCUUAACCUUUUUCUCGGUUUUUUUCCAAAGACUUUCCUCUUCGUCAAUUGUCAAUUUUUUGGACGCCAUUCUAGCCUCAGGCAUCAUUCACUGAUGUUAACUCUCCUUAAAGAACUCCCUGAGUCUCUAUGGAAUCGUAGAAACUUGACUUUAAAGCAAAGCAUCAAUUACAAAAUUUGAAAGUAAUGUUAUGAGCGAGAUUUCUCAUCGUACGUCUCUACAAAAAUUAGGCUAACAUCAAAGAAAUAUGAGACAAACUGGCCUAGCAGACUGUUAUUGGGAAGUACUUGUCUCUCGUCUAGUGAAUCCAUCUAAAUCGCACCACCUGUCUAACACUAUUCUGAUCAAAUGCCUAAGUUCCAAAAAUCUUGAUCUUCUGAUAUUUACCUCUAGAAUGGAAAGGCGCACCACACGGGUAGGGAACCCUUUCGCAUUCCCGCUUAAAGGGCGAAGCCGCCUGCUAACUCCAACUUGGGAAUAACUACCUGACUUGCCUGUGAAUGUUCUAACCAUUAUCAUCAUAUUCUAUUCCUCUCAGAUUAGAGCUCAACAUUGUGUACAAGAAAGGAGUUAUUUUAGCUGGUUACCUCUCGGCGUAUUCCUGUUACCCAAUAGUGUCCAGUUUUGUCGCUUUGUUUCCGUUUCUCAUGGCUGGGAAUCAACUUACAGCUCAAAAUGUCUUCACUACUUUGGCUCUGCUGGGUGCGCUCCAAAAACCAGUCACUGUUCUGUUUUCGUAUGAGCUUCGCGCUCUUUUUCAAGCAUUUACAACACUUGAACGAGUAGAGUCGUUUCUUCUUGAUGAUGAUUGCGAUGCACCGUUGUCUUCCACUCAAAAAUGGAAUCCAUUUCAAUCAAAGGACCCAACUGGUACAAGCGAAACACAAUUAAACGAAUAUCAGUUUUCAGCGGUGGAACCAACUUUUCUGACGAAUCAUGUUUGUAAUAAAGGCAAGCCUUUCCUUUGUUUAAACAGAGUUAAAGCCCAUCCAAAGAGUGACUUUUUCAAUUUAAGUCUAUGCAUUUCCAAUUCUAAGUUGAUUGGAAUCACAGGCCCGGUGGGUUGCGGAAAAUCGACUCUUUUUGAUCUUAUCCUUGGCGAAAUACCAUCAGAUUAUGGUCAAAUUACUCAUCAGGGACAAAUUGCUUACGUUUGCCAAACACCUUGGGUGUUUUCGGGAACAAUCCGCGAAAACAUCAUUUUUGGAAAGGAGUUCAUCCAAGAUACUUUUGAAAAAGCUAUCGAGGCUUGUUCGCUGAAGGAAGAUAUGAAGUCUCUUUCCUGUGGUGAUCUGACUUAUGUCGGGGAACGCGGGGUAAGUUUGAGUGGCGGUCAGCGUGCACGGCUAAACUUGGCACGUGCAGUGUAUUCUGAUGCCGACAUUUAUCUUUUGGAUGAUCCGCUUAGCUCUGUUGACGCAAAAGUGUCGAAUGAAAUCUUUCAGAGGUGUAUUUGUGGCACUUUGUCCGAUCGGAUCCGACUGUUAAUUACCCAUCAAGCUCGUUUUCUUGGAAAGACAGAUCUGGUUCUUUUGAUGGACAAGGAAAGCAAGUUGACUAAAGGUAUUUAUAGAGAGCUUAGUCAAUUGGAGGAAUUCUGUGAAAUUUCUGCAACAGUACCCUUUGCUAAAGCAAACGAAAGAGGCCUUUCUAGUAAUCUGGUGCCACACGGAGCUCCGAUGACAAAGACUGGUAACUCCUCUCGUUUGGAAAUCGAAGAAGAAGAUCGCCUGACUGGUUCCGUUUCUUAUAAAACUUACUGGAGGUACCUUGCAUACGGAGUGUCAAAGUUCUUCAUAAUGAUCUGGGGAGCUUUAGUAGUUUUACCUGAAGGUUAGUGAAAUAUAAUCAUUGCAGAAAACACUUGGCACAUUUACAUAUAAGACCUAAUCUAGAAAGCAAAUCCCGCCAUCUAAGCUAUCUAACCAGGAGGGAUGCUGGUUUAGGGAAAAUUCAAGACAGUUAUGCAAAACCAAGAGGCAGGAAAGGGUUGGGAUAACUUUUGAAAAUUAGAUGGAGCUAAGAAAUGACGAGAAUAUCUUUUGUUACCGUUACAAAUUAUUCUCCAUGAAAACUGCGGGAAACUAACUCGACAGACCCCUGCCCAGCACAGUAGCCUAACCUUGCACAAUCAGCCUCCACAAAAAUGCAACUAUGCUAACUUUUGCGCGGUGGCAAAAAUUCAAGGAUUUGUAUGGGAAUAAAUGGUCGCACUCCCAAUCAAAAAUUCUGAAGUAUUUUUGGAUUAAAAACAAACUUACCCUGCUUAAGUGGUUGUUCUUUUUUAUCUUGUAAGAUGUCUUAGCUUAGUUCGGGCCUUUUAAUCAGCUCGGUUUUAGUCGUAUUUCGCCCAUUGCGCAAUGUAAACAUAUUUGCAUAUUAACGGAGGCUCAAUGUGCGAGUUUGGUCUACCUGUGGUAGUAACUAACAUUUUCUUAAUCAGUGGAGGCCUCCUGAGAUUCGAGUUUCCUCACAGUGAUAAAUUCUAACUCAUGCUUUUGAUCCAUGCUCCUGUUUGGCGUUUCCUUGUUUCUUCAGUUGAUGUCGUCUUCACUUUUACACGUUAUUGUGAUGUCUUCUAGUCAAUUCCAUAAACAGAUGGUCAACAUUGAAGUCGCCUUAAAAUUGUUUGUCCUAUCCCUCUUAGGUGCAAACAAUAACUUCAAAGAAAUAUCCACCAAUUUUGGUCAAUUUGUUUAAAAUCAUCAUUAAUCGAUCAAGCCUGCUCUUUAACAACAUUUAGAAUACCUCAUGGAAAGUCUGCACGUAUGGUAUGGUCGUAUUUACGCACGAGAAGGUGGUAUCGGAAAUCGAAUGAGUGGGCGCAGCGAACGAGUGAGAUUUCUGAAACAUAUGGUGAUUUUGUUGAAUGUUUGAAUAGGUAGUCAGAAGAAGGUUCUGUUUGUUAUGGGCUGCUCUGCCGUUGAAUAACAAUUAUUUUGUGUGUGUGCUGAAGUGGUUAUAAAUUAAUUUACCUACCAAAAGAAACUCAAGGGCUCGAAACUGUCCAUUUCCUUGUUGACAGGAGCUGUUUUAGCUUCCAGCUUUUGGCUUGCAUAUUGGACAAAGCAAUCGUGGGAAGAUCAGCAGAAAGCUGACAACGCUUAUGUCUAUAUCUGUCUAGCGAGUGGCUGCUUCAUCUUCGCUUUAACCCGCUCCUUUCUUUCCUUCUACGGAAUGAUCAAGAGUUCUUCCCGCCUGCAUGCCGCCAUGCUGACUUCAUUGUUGAAAACUCCCGUUUCUUUCUUUGAUGUGAAUCCAGCUGGUCGUAUCUUAAAUCGCUUCGCUAAGGACGUUGGGUGUAUGGAUGAAGUGUUGCCUUAUAUCCUUUCAGAGUCUGUUCAAUACGUUAUGUUCACCAUUAGUAUUUUGGUUUUGAUAUCUGUUGCUAACAUGUGGAUCAUUGGAGCAAGUGUGCCUUUCACAGUCCUUUCGCUGUAUGUUAGUAAACGCUAUAUAAUCACAGCACGUGAGAUCAAAAGAAUCGAAGCCAUCACGAGCAGUCCAGUCUGCUCACACGUGACAGAUACAAUUCAAGGCAUCACGACGGUUCGUGUGUACAAAAGACAAGGAGUAUUCCUGGAUCGUUUUUACAGGUAACUCAAAGCUUUAUAGUAAGAUCGUCAUUAAAUUAACUUAGAAGGGUUGGGGGGGGAGUGGUCGGUGCAUGGUGAUACAGAUUUCUUUUAAACCUUUUGACGGAGAUUUUCGUUUAAUUUAAUAUCAUCAAAGGAAAUGCUUGAAUACAAAAUUUCUGCGCUGUUUCUACUACCUGAAGGCUGAUUUGCAGUUGUCAUCUGAUCUUUAAAAUCAUUACUUUCUAUUUUCAAAGCAAAUUUUAACUUUCGAAGCAAACAAUACUGUCGUCAGUAUGUUUUACACUCAUAAUAUGGUCAGCCGUCACCACCAAAAAUAUAAGGAUGUCAAAUAGAUCAGCAAAUACAAAGAUGGUGUAAAGAUCAGCUGUAGUAUAGCAUAGCUAAUAAAGGAAUGGCAUGGCCAAAUUAUAGACAGUCUAGUUUUCCUUCGUGAAACAGAACACCCUAAACAUGAAUAGUUUAGCCAAAUGAGAAACGGUCUAGUAGCCCAUGUUGAGUUGGAUCAUGAGAUUGUGAAAUGGACUAGCUUAAUUACGAAUAGCUUAGCACUCAUUUGCAAUACAGUACUCAAACGGUGUAGCGUUGAGUUAAACGGCUCAGGGUAACGUCGAGUAGCACAGCGUACGCACAAACGAUGUAGCGUUGCGUCAAAUGGCUCAGCGUAAUUUAGAAUGGUACAGCGUACACACAUAUGGUGUAGCGCUGCGGGAAAUGGCUCAGCGUAAUGUCUAAUGGUACAGCGUACAUAAAAACAGUGUAGCGUUGUGUGAAAUGGCUCAGCGUAAUGUCGAAUGGUACAGCGUACAUACAAACAGUGUGGCGUUGCGUGAAAUGGCUUAGAGUAAUGUCGAAUGGUACAGCGUACAUACAAACAGUGUAGCGUUGCGUGAAGUGGCUUAGCAUAAUGUCGAAUGGCACAGCGUACACACAAAUGGUGUAGCGUUGCGUGAAAUGGCUCAGCGUAAUGUAGAAUGGUACAGCGUAGACACAAAUAGUGUAGCGUUAGGUCGAAUAGCUUUGCAAAACAUCAGACGCUCUAUCUGAACAUUAAAUUACUUAGUAUUAACUGAAAUAUUUCGAUGUUGUGGCGAAUCGUCGUGGCGUGACGUGAAGGCUAUGCCAUUCCUUUAUUAGCUAUGCUAUCCUGCAGCUGAUCCUUAAGCCAUCUUUGUAUUUGCUGAUCUAUACGACAUUCUUGUAUUUUUGGUGGUGACGGCCGCCAAGGCAUCUCGCCGAAACCACCAAAAAUACAAACCGCAAAUGGAACAGCAAUCUGCUGGGGGUAUGACGUCAUCGAAUGUGAAGACUGACACGAAACCAUUACAUGGCGUAGUAUAGUCUUCACUUCGCUUUGCCGUAAAGCAGAGCCAAUUUGGUAAGUUUCUCCUCUUUUUCACUGCUGAUAUUGCACUUAUUCGUUGUCGUUCAUGAAAGCGUCAAUUAAAAUAGCAACGAGACUGAAUUCUACCACGAUUUGUCGGCCUCCCGGUUUACCACAGUUUGCACGCGUUGGUGGGCCUGAACAUGUUUAUAGUAUUAAGUAGUGUUAUGACGUGCAUUAAAUGUCAAUUGUCGAGCUCUCUUUUCCUUCUCCGACUCACGCUUACUUUUGAAUGAGAGUCCAACUUCAACGGCUCUUUGAACAUUGGAGGAGUACGUGAGAAGUUGAAUAUUGUGUGUGCCCUGGACGCCAUGAUAAGAAAACUGCUAUCCUUGAUCUGUUUUGACAUUUUUCGAUCAAAGUGACAUCGGAAUGCUUUAAUUGGUGUGCCGGACGAUAAGAGUAAGCUAAGAGAAGUCAUAUUUAUUAUUUGAAAGAGGUGUACAUUAUAUUGCUUUGUUUAUUAAUUUUUUCCUGGGUGCAGUGAUAGUAAAAGUAAUGCACCGUGCAAUUUGUGCUGCUACCUGCAAGUUUUUCUGUAUCAAUUGAAGCCAAGAGCUCGGUUUUAUGUUCGUGAUACAGGUCACGCAAGACUUAUCGAUCAAUUAACAAAAAUAAGCUAGCGAAGUCCGGGAGAUGGUCGGGCAUUUUACAAGUUGGCAGAUGGCAGGACUGCUUUACCUGACUGAGCUCCGUAUUUUAUACUCUGAUAAAACAUGCUUUUUCAACCAAUGAGAGCGCAAGUUAUAUUCGAACGUUAUUAUAAUAUGGAUUAAGCCACUUUAUCUUUGUCAUAUAAUGGUUUUUAUAUUGUAACAAAGUUUUUUUUUCUUAGUUAUCAAGAUGCAAACAACAGAGCUUUGUUCUGCUAUACUGCUUCGCUCAAGUGGCUUGGUAUUCGCCUCGAUUCUCUAAGUUCAUUCCUGGUUACUGUUGUAACUUUAGCCGGCAUUUUUCUUUCUGGUGAUACAGGUAAAUGACUUAUUCUCUUUUCUAACAUAUGUCGUAGCCAUUCUUCGCUUAAUCCUCAUGACUCAAGGAGAAUUCUUAGAAGAUCAAUAUAUACAGCGACGAGUGAUAAAAUAGUGAAACUGUCUUAUAAACUAGAAAUUCCUUUCAAGCUCUUUUUGAUAUAAAGACCCCAAAGGGCAAACCACAAUAUAUUCUCAGAUUCUUGCAGAUCGGCGGCUGAUAUUUCUUCCGUUCCUCUUCCUCUAUUUUCUAUCGGUAGGAACUUUUCAAUUUUAAGUGAUAUGAGAACUUCUUCUUUCUGCCAGUAUUUUAUUCUUCGUUAGAGAAGGAUCAUCCAUCUUGGCCUCAGAGAACUUCACGAAUCUAUCGGUAGCCAUUUAUCACUGACCGUUUCUUCAAGCAACUGCUCAUUGCAUUUAACGUGUGGUGUGUUUGCCAAUAAUUUAAUUUUAUUGCAUUUUCUCAGCUUUAUCAGGCUUAUCAAUAAGCUACUGUCUGCAGCUCACCAACACAGUUCAGUGGAUGCUGCAGGCCAUCGGAGAAACGGAGAAUUACAUGACGUCCGUCGAACGAGUUUUGAGCUACACACAACUUCAACCGGAGCCAGGCUACGACACAAUUAUCCCGCACGCUCCCAGGGAUUGGCCUGAAAAUGGUUGCGUCACUUUUCGAAACGUGUCUUUGAGCUAUUUCUUAGGGGGUCCUCCUGUCUUGAAAAAUAUCAGCUUUAGUGCCGCCGCCGGUGAGAAAAUAGGUAUUGUUGGACGGACUGGCGCUGGAAAGUCGUCGCUUAUCGCUUGUUUGUUGCGCAUGCCUGCAAACACCGAAGGAGAAAUCAUAAUCGAUGGAAUUUGUGUUGCUGAUCUCAACGUCCAGGAUGUUCGCACCGCGAUUGCAGUCAUUCCUCAGAGUCCUUUCCUCUUCAAUGACGUGCUUCGUCGAAGUCUUGAUCCAGCUGGCAAAUUUACUGAUGAAGAGUUAUGGGACAUUUUGGACAAAGUUAAGCUGAAGUCGACUGUGGUAAAUAGAGAUGGACAACUUUACUGUCACGUGACAGAAAAUGGAGCUAAUUUCAGCGUUGGAGAGCGGCAGUUGAUCUGCUUCGCUCGCGCUCUUUUGUUCGGUAAAAAAGUUAUUGUAAUGGACGAGGCAACAUCCAGUGUGGAUACACAAACGGAUGAACUGAUACAAAGUAUCAUUCGUAAAGAAAUGAAUCACUGUACUGUUUUGACAAUUGCACAUCGUCUGAGUACUGUAUCUGAUUAUGACCGAAUAAUGGUACUCAGCGAAGGGAAAAUUAUCGAAAUGGAUUCUCCUAAGGUUUUACUGAGCAAUGAGCUCAGUUAUUUUUACCAGCUAUAUCACAGUGUGAAGUCCUAA
Molecule: messenger RNA, 9347 nt
Organism: Pocillopora meandrina
Lineage: Eukaryota; Metazoa; Cnidaria; Anthozoa; Scleractinia; Pocilloporidae
Source: the annotation of a GenBank genome assembly